Dipodomys ordii (Ord's kangaroo rat) is the source of this 684-nucleotide messenger RNA. RefSeq names its product patr class I histocompatibility antigen, A-2 alpha chain-like. Gene Ontology annotation, molecular function: peptide antigen binding; signaling receptor binding. Gene Ontology annotation, biological process: antigen processing and presentation of endogenous peptide antigen via MHC class Ib; immune response; antigen processing and presentation of endogenous peptide antigen via MHC class I via ER pathway, TAP-independent. Lineage: Eukaryota; Metazoa; Chordata; Mammalia; Rodentia; Heteromyidae. The annotation marks the transcript as partial. Gene Ontology annotation, cellular component: external side of plasma membrane. The record is from RefSeq and is a predicted model, not a curated record. The transcript is spliced from 5 exons.
AUGAGGCAGUGUGAGCUGAGGAAUGUCAACAUCCUGUCUAUUACAGAACUUACACGUUUUCAGUUCUACUUUUUUCCUUAUGAAGAAGAGUUUCUCUUUGCAAAGUGCCUACAGAAUCUGCUCGGCUACUACAACCAGAGCGCGGACGCUUCUCACAUCAUCCAGAGCAUGUAUGGCUGCGACGUGAGCGCAGACGGACGUCUCCUCCGCGGGUACCGUCAGGACGCCUACGAUGGCCAGGACUACAUCGCCCUGAACGAGGACUUGAGCUCCUGGACCGCGGCGGACAUGGCGGCUCAGAUCACCAGGCGAAAGUGGGAGGAGGCCGGUGUGGCAGAGCGCCACAGGGCCUACCUGGAGCACACGUGCGUGGAGUGGCUGCGCAGAUACCUGGAACACGGCAAGGAGACGCUGCAGCGCACAGAUCCCCCAAAGGCACACAUCACCCUCCACCCCACCUCUGAACAUAAGAUGACCCUGAGGUGCUGGGCGCUGGGCUUCUACCCUGCGGAGAUCACCCUGACCUGGCUGCGGGAUGGAGAGGAACAGACCCAGGAAAUGGAGCUGGUGGAGACCAGGCCUGCAGGAGAUGGAAGCUUCCAGAAGUGGGCAGCUGUGGUGGUGCCUUCUGGGGAGGAACAGAGAUACACAUGCCAUGUGCAGCAUGAGGGGCUGCCUGAGCCC